AUGCCAAAUCCACUAUACUAUAAUGGAUUUAUAAAUGAUUUAUUUGAGUACAUAAAAAACCAUGGAUCUAGCUUAUAUAGUCAUAGCGACAUACAUUCUGGUGUAAAGAAGAAAAAAAGUGAAACCGUUGGGGAUAUAUUAUCCAAUAAAGAAAUAAGCUUAUACUGUUGUUGCGGCGGUAUAAAUAGUCAAAUGGCUGUAGAAGGAGCAGAGAGGGAUAUAAAACUUAAAAAAAGUUAA
This is a messenger RNA of Nematocida parisii ERTm1, 240 nucleotides long. RefSeq lists its product as uncharacterized. The transcript has a single exon. NCBI's taxonomy places the organism in Eukaryota, Fungi, Microsporidia. The coding region runs from base 1 to 240 and encodes 79 amino acids. The record is from RefSeq and is a predicted model, not a curated record.